CAAGGCAAAGCCCCACAGAUCUACCGCGCGAAGGACGUAGUUCAGGGGCAACUGAUCGAUCUAAAACCCUAGUACUUUGUCUUCCCUGUCUUUCACUGAUAACCAGGGAAAUUGCAUUCCCUUAACACAUUGGAUGACCGUUCCAGCUAAGCUCGCCUGUGUCCGAGCGAAUUGGAAGAUCUAUGGACUGAAGAGCUGAUUUGAGGGGUGAACGUUGCAGGAAACCUGGAUUGAGCAUUGAAGGGCAAAGCUCGCUCGCAAAAUACCGAGGUCGUAGGCAACGUAAUUUUUGCACGUAUGGCAGAAGCCGGGGAGACAGCGCUUCCUGCGCUGGUGGAAGCAGUUGAUGGCUCUCCUGCUGCUGCAGUUGCCAGUGGGAAGAAUAAGGAGAAAAUUAACAGCAAGGCCAAGGCUAAGCCAAAAGUACAGGCAACGGGGCAGGUUCCUUCAGGAGGUAAUUCUGAGGAGCAGAAACGAAUAUUGGAGAAGAGGAUAAACAUCUUUGAGAAGCUUCAGGCGGAACAGAAGAAGCACCGGGAAGAAAUCGGGGGAGAAGCCAUCAAAAUCACUCUCCCUGAUGGAAACGUGAAGGAAGGAAAGAAAUGGAUAACUACGCCUCUCGAUAUUGCGAGGGAGAUAUCUAAAGCCUUGGCCGAAAAUGCCUUGAUUUCAGAGGUCAACGGAGUGCUGUGGGAUAUGGGAAGAGCUUUGGAGAGCGACUGCUCGCUUAAGAUUUUCAACUUUGACACAAAUGAAGGCCGUGACACUUUCUGGCAUUCAAGUGCACACAUACUCGGCGAGUCGUUGGAGCAGGAAUAUGGAUGCAAGUUAUGCAUUGGGCCUUGCACAACAAGAGGAGAGGGGUUCUAUUACGAUGCUUUUUACGGAGAUGUUACACUGAACGAAGAACACUUCGACAGGAUUUCCAAACAAGCCGACAAAGCUGUCAAGGAAAAGCAACCCUUCGAACGUAUCGAAGUGACGAGAGAACAGGCUCUUGACAUUUUCUCGGAGAAUAAGUUCAAGGUUGAAAUCAUUCAAGAGUUGCCAGAAGACAAGACAAUUACUGUGUACAGAUGUGGACCACUGGUUGAUCUUUGUCGUGGACCACACAUACCAAAUACGUCUCACGUCAAAGCUUUCUCGACACAGAAGGCAUCAGCUUCUUACUGGCGAGGUCAAGCUGACCGUGAGAGUUUGCAGCGAGUUUAUGGAAUCUCGUUCCCAGACAAAAAGAAAUUAAAGGAAUGGUUAACUGUACAAGAGGAAGCGAAAAAACGUGAUCACAGGGUUGUUGGUCUGCAUCAAGAGCUCUUUUUCUUCCAUCCUUUGAGUCCUGGGAGCUCUUUCUUUCUUCCAUAUGGUACGAGAAUCUACAACAAACUGAUGGAGUUUAUACGUGCUGAAUAUCGAAAGAGAGGAUAUGAAGAGGUCGUGUCACCAAACAUAUACAAUAUGCAACUCUGGGAGACGUCAGGACAUGCGGCAAAUUACAAAGAGAAUAUGUUUUGUUUUGAGGUUGAGAAACAGGAAUUUGGGUUGAAGCCAAUGAACUGUCCUGGGCAUUGCUUAAUUUUUGAUCACCGGGUACGAUCAUACAGAGAGCUACCCAUUCGGUUGUCUGACUUUGGAGUGCUUCAUCGGAAUGAACUUAGUGGCGCUCUGUCAGGUCUCACUCGUGUGAGACGGUUCCAGCAAGACGAUGCUCACAUAUUCUGCAUGGAGUCACAGAUCAAGGACGAAGUUAAGGGUUGUUUGGAGUUUCUGGAAUACACAUAUAACAUAUUUGGCUUUACUUAUGAGCUCGAACUUUCCACGAGACCGGAGAAAUAUCUGGGAGAGUUGGAGACAUGGGAGCGAGCUGAGAAGGGACUAGAAGAGGCUCUAAAUGGUUUUGGCAAGCCAUGGCAGAUUAAUGCAGGUGAUGGUGCAUUUUAUGGGCCGAAAAUCGACAUCACUGUUUUUGACGCGUUGAAAAGGAAAUUUCAGUGUGCCACGAUUCAGUUAGAUUUCCAGCUUCCAAUUCGAUUCAAGCUGAAGUACUCGACCCAGGAUGAGGCAGAAAUGGGAAGACCUGUGAUUCUGCACAGGGCAAUCCUAGGUUCAGUCGAGAGAAUGUUUGCCAUUCUUUUAGAGCAUUAUGCGGGCAAGUGGCCGUUCUGGCUGAGCCCCCGGCAAGCAAUCGUUUGUCCUGUUUCAAAGAAGUUCGUGGACUAUGCUAUGAAGGUCCGAGAUCAACUACACAAUGCAGGGUUUUAUGUGGAAGCAGAUACCUCGGAUAAGAAAAUUGACAAGAAGGUCAGGGAAGCACAGUUGGCUCAAUUCAACUAUAUUCUUGUAGUGGGGGAGCUCGAGGAAUCGUCAGACACGGUUAAUGUUCGCACGAGAGAUAACCAAGUACAUGGUAAAAAGCCUGUGACUGAGUUGCUGGAAGAGUUUAAGGCAGAGGCUGCUGCAUUCCGUUAAGGCGAUUCUUAUUGGUCUCCGUUUACCAGCUCACCACGGUCACGGUGCGAUCUGAAGCUAAUUUUUUUCAGGAGUAAUGUCCAACUUCCGUCAGAUUUUUCUUCAUCUCCAGGGUGGAUCUGCUGAGAUACUCUGAGGUGUUGUCGUUGUCUUUCAGGGCACAUGAAGGAGGGUGUAAAUCAUGUUCCUAUUCAUUCAAGAAAUUAUAUAUCGUUCAUAUUCAUCAUGUUGCACUCUCAAACAUCUACCUAUUCAGCCGAAACGACUUCUGCUUGAAAUGAUUGCUCACCACACAUUUUCACCAGUUGGCUUGCGCGUGA
Marchantia polymorpha subsp. ruderalis is the source of this 2786-nucleotide messenger RNA. NCBI's taxonomy places the organism in Eukaryota, Viridiplantae, Streptophyta, Marchantiopsida, Marchantiales, Marchantiaceae. The record is from the annotation of a GenBank genome assembly.